ACAGGCCCUAGACUCAUGACCUCUAUCAAGGAGCAGGCGGCCAUCAGCCGGCUGAUGAGCUUUCUCCAAGAGUGGGACAAAGCUGGCAGUGCCGGCAGAAAAAGCAUCCUGGAGAGGUUCAUCAAACUCAACUCCGGCAAGACCGGCCCAGAACUAGAGCAGGAGUUCUCCCAGGGAGCCAGCUUGUUCCUGAUGCGGCUGACCACGUGGCUGCGGCUCACCUACAUGAAUGGGUCCUGCUUAGAUAAGCUGCUGAAGUCCAUCGGUAUAUUCCUCUCUGCUGUGAGCUGUAAUCGGUACCUCGUGGAGUUUCUGGAGGUUGGGGGAGCCUUAACCCUCUUGGAAAUCCUGGGUUUGGAGCAAAUAAAUGAUGAGGAAAAAAAAGAGGCUAUUCUGCUGCUCAAAAUGAUCACCGGCUGUGGGCGGAAAUACAAGGAACUCAUCUGUGAGAGCUACGGCGUGCGGUCCAUUGCAGAAUUUAUGGCAACUUCCCGGAGUGAACCCGCCCUGGAGGAGGUGCAGUCCCUGAUGGACUCUUUAGUCCACGGGAAUCCCAAGUACCAGCACCAGGUGUAUAAAGGCCUGAUUGCCCUGAUGCCUUGUAACUCCCCCAAAGCCCAGCAGCUGGCACUUCAGACCCUCAGGGUGGCCCAGUCCAUCGUGGGGGCGGUGCACCCUACUAUAGUGGAGUUUCUCAUGGGGUCGCUGCGCACCAUGCACCUGGAGGUCCAAUAUGAAGCCAUAGAGCUGAUCAAAGACCUCAUCAACACUGAAAUUCGGGCUAAUCUGCUUCAAGGCCUUGUGGACCUGCUGAAACCAUCUGCCAAAGAUAUCAGCAAAUUUCAGCCUAAGAUCUUAGAAGACCCAUCAGUAUUCCAGGUCUCUGCCCACCUCCCUGUGUUUUUGCAGCAAGCUGCUGCUGCUAAGGCCAUUGGGAUCUUAGCUCGAGGAUCCAUGGCCGUGGCAGAAGAACUGUUGUACAUGCGGGUGAUCAAUAACCUGAUAUACGCCAUGGGCAACCAGGACCACAGCAAUGGGCAGCGCCUGGCCAGCCUCACUUUGGAGUACUUUGUCCAGACAUUUCCCGUUGUGGAGGAGCAUGUGCACAAGGCCUUUGGGGAUACUCUGUUCAGUCUUUUUAUGAGCAAUGCAGAGGAAUUAUACAUAAAUAUGGAUAGCAUCCAAGCUGAUAUCCUGGUCUCCAACAAGAUCAACAUCCCUGAAGCUUUAGGUGUCAUCUCUUCCAAAAUUUCCAUGAGUAUGUGGGAUGAGUGGGAAGACUUCAAGUCUGAGGAGGAAAUGGAUGAGGAAGAACCAGCUAAGAAGGAUGUACCCCAGGUGUAGUUCUAUCCCUCUUCUCCACCUCUGACCUUGUAUUCUCCAUCCCUAUCUGCUGGUGGUCUGCUAAGUUUGGGAGAAGGGAGGCCACUGAGGAUGAGGAGGUGCAGAAGCAGCUGUGGGGAUAGGGGUAAAAGAGGCUUUCCACCCAGCAAAGCCCUUGACUAUGGCGGGGUUGGAGGGAGCCUUGACUGCCUCCUCAACUCCACUUCCUACCUCUGUGUUUCUGAGGGAUAUAAGAC
Molecule: messenger RNA, 1580 nt
Organism: Gracilinanus agilis (Agile Gracile Mouse Opossum)
Lineage: Eukaryota; Metazoa; Chordata; Mammalia; Didelphimorphia; Didelphidae
Gene: ARMH1
Product: armadillo like helical domain containing 1
Exons: 11
Coding region: 16-1344 (442 amino acids)
Source: RefSeq, a predicted model, not a curated record